AUGCCGGAUCCACCUGAACUGACACCUGCGCCCUUACCGCCAGAAGCUGUCCGUCCCGCUCCGCCCUCUGGAGACUCGAGCGAUACCCAGUCCUCCAAACCGCAAGACCUCACUCUGUCUACUAGUGACACAUCUACCAGCGUGGAUAAUCCGUCAGUAGAUCACGACGAAGUGUCGCCCCUUUCGUCAGCCCUCUCGAGCCAUGGGGGAUCGCAAGCAACAGAGACUCUUUCACAACAGGAGGAAAGGCUGAACGCGGAGAACACUGGGGUUGAACAAGGUCAACAGGAAAAGACCAAUUCAACCUCCCAGAGUCCUCCACCACAUACCUCGGGUAUCAAGCGAACCGCGAGUGGUGAAGUCAAGAGAUCGAGUGUGGAUGUGGUGGAAGAGGGUGUCCCCAGACCGAACGGUGUUGGUCCUCAUGCAUCGAGCGCAACUUCAAACCAAACAAAGGGCAAUGUCCUCGAACUCUCACAGCAGUUGCGCACCAGACUGAAAUAUGCCAUGGUCAAAGUCCAGAACGGCUGGCAAUCGCGGUCGUUGGAUGAAGUGGAAUCUUUAGCAUCCCAAUCACCACGGUCAACCGUGUCUGGGUUUCAAAAUCUACACGAUCAACAAAUGCUUUCGCCCAGAACUGCCAUGUCCAGAAAGUAUCAGCGCGAAUCGAGCGAGAGCGAAUCAUCCGACAGCACUGUAGCUCUUGAAAGCCGCGGACUCGUAAACAUGGUUGGCAGUCCUCCAGUGUCAUCGCGUCGCGCUCUUGCUCCCCCAGUCGAUAUUGUUCCCAGUUCUCGCCGACGUCCGACUCCAAAUGCGGGAAUUCAGAGCGUCAACGGAAUCCACGUGCAGACUGGAAACUUGCAUUCGUCAAGGCCACACACGAAUCAACGAACCCCAAGCCAGAAUGCUGCGAUGGAAGCAGACGCGGUAGAAACCCUCCUUUUCAUGGCCAGCCCCAACAACUCGGGAUACAACCCACCUUCCCAUGCUUCGCAAGAUUCUUCCCUCCGCUCUGCACAGGUCUUCUCGUCGCAGACGUCACCACUACGAACACAAUUCAGUCAGACGUCGGUCACCUCACCGAAAAAGGUGGUGUUUUCCGAUGCUGGCUCCACAGCACCACCCUUUGACAAGGGAGCACUCAUUGACCGCAUGCUGGACGAACUAUCUGAUGACAGUGACGAUGAACUGGAGCAAGCAUUCCGACUUGCUGAGAAGAGCAAGGUGUCGGCGCCAGUUUCUACGUGA
Molecule: messenger RNA, 1251 nt
Organism: Fonsecaea nubica
Lineage: Eukaryota; Fungi; Ascomycota; Eurotiomycetes; Chaetothyriales; Herpotrichiellaceae
Exons: 2
Coding region: 1-1251 (416 amino acids)
Cellular component (GO): SBF transcription complex; cytoplasm
Molecular function (GO): transcription coregulator activity
Source: RefSeq, a predicted model, not a curated record